AUGGGAAAUCCAAUUAGACCUUUAGUCAGACAGUGUAUCAUGUUACUGUGCCUUCUCCAGGAAGUGUGGUCACGUGGUAAAAUGUUGGAUCCGCCCGGAAGGUCAUCACUAUGGAGACAGGGGUACAAUUCACCUGUCAAUCAUCAUGAUAGUCAGCUGUUUUGUGGUGGAUACCGGAAUGUUGUGGAGAAUGCCGGAAAAUGUGGUGUGUGUGGUGACCCGUAUCAGGGACCUUAUGAUAACGAGGCUGGCGGAAAAUAUGCCAGCGGUAUCAUUACUAGACAUUAUGACGUCAGUGAUAAAUACAUCAACGUCACGAUAGACCUUGCUGUGUUUCGUAAAGGAUAUUUUGAAUUCCGAAUUUGCCCGAACAAUGACGUAAAUACCCGAGUGAAACAAGAGUGUUUAGACCGUCAUUUGUUACAUAUACAUUCUGUAGAGUUCUUUCCCUUUUUUGAUGGAGUCUAUCUAAAUCCUGAUUCAUUAAUUCCCGGCAGUACUCGGUAUUUUCCGAAGGAUCGAGGAGUUGAUAUGUUUCAGCUUGAGAUCCCGGAAAAUUUGACUUGUAAUCAGUGUGUACUUCAAUGGAAACACGUCACAGGUAAGGUCAAAGGUCAGGAUCGAAAUAAAACUAGUCACGAUUUUCUCCACCCGUUUUCACUACUAUUUUCGCUUGUGUUCUUAGGUGAAUUCUUUAAAUUCUCAUUAAGCUUGUUUACACUUCCGAUAGCGUUUGCAUGA
This is a messenger RNA of Saccostrea echinata, 741 nucleotides long. RefSeq lists its product as uncharacterized. Bases 1 to 741 code for a protein of 246 amino acids. The transcript has 2 exons. NCBI's taxonomy places the organism in Eukaryota, Metazoa, Mollusca, Bivalvia, Ostreida, Ostreidae. The record is from RefSeq and is a predicted model, not a curated record.